AUGGCUUCAGCAACAGGAAUCCCCGAGACGACAAUAAUCCCCCGCGAGGCGAUUGGAGAGGAUGAACCCCUGCUCGGCCGGGCUGGGGAUGCAGCGCAGCAGGAUGGCAGACCGAUAUACUACAAUCUCAUCAUCGGCACUGCUGUAGUCGCCCAAGUCGGCAUCCUCCUCCUCACAGCCUCCGUCUGGGCUUCCAUUUUCCUCCACCCCCUUAUCCUCUUCUCGGCGCACCCGCUCCUCAACUCCGCAGGUCUCCUGGUCCUCACGCAGUCCAUUCUGCUCCUCCAACCAACCCACAGCCCCGAGCAAAAACGCAAAGGGACAGUCUCGCACUUCAUCCUUAACAACCUCGCCCUGGAUGCUCUCAUUGCCGGCCUUGUCGUCAUCGAAUACAACAAGUUCUCGCACAACGGCUCGCACUUCGUGUCCACGCACGCCAUCCUUGGCCUCAUCACCUACAUCUUGCUCGGUAUCCAGGCACUGGUGGGUUUUACCGCGUACUAUGUGCCGCAGCUGUAUGGCAGCGUAGAUAAUGCGAAAAGCCUGUACAAGUGGCACCGUAUGAGUGGGUAUUUGGUGUUGACGCUGACGCUGGCAACCGUGGUGGCCGCGACGCAGACCGAUUACAAUUUGAACGUGUUGGAUAUUAAGCUUUGGGCCGUGCUGGUGACCAGUGCCCUAGUAUUGAUUGGGAUUGUGCCGCGAAUUAAGAAACAGAAGUUGGGGCUGGCCGGGACGCCGAAGCCCAGUGGUGCCUUUGGGCAAUAG
Molecule: messenger RNA, 768 nt
Organism: Drepanopeziza brunnea f. sp. 'multigermtubi' MB_m1
Lineage: Eukaryota; Fungi; Ascomycota; Leotiomycetes; Helotiales; Drepanopezizaceae
Molecular function (GO): transmembrane monodehydroascorbate reductase activity; heme binding
Source: RefSeq, a predicted model, not a curated record